CGAUUUUAUGUGUAGACAAAUAGAUUUUGCCAUAUAUCAGUUACCGGGUGAUGUAACAGUACAUCAUGAUGCAAUACGGGCUUAUAAACAGGCCGACUGUGAACCGCUUCAUACUUCACAGUCCAAUCUCUCUACCUAGACAUGUCUAUCACCACAUCUGAAGCAACCGCUAUAUUGGAAGAAAUCUUUCCAGAAAACUAUGCCAUCAUUGCCGGCGCAGCGCUCAUACUCUUCGACCAUGCCAUAACAUUUGGCCAGGAAGUCCAGCUGUUCUGGGGUGAACGAUCAUUCUCCGCAUGGUUGUUCUUUGCCAAUCGGAUGCUCGCACUGGUCUAUGCUAGCAUUUCUGUUUGGUCCGUCAUGAACAUCUAUACAGUAGCGAGUUGUAUGGCAAACUUUAUGGCGAGCAAUGUGGUUUUUGAUCUCCUUGCGGUAAUCUCACAGGUGGUUACAAUGUUACGAGUAUACGCCGUGACAGGUGGCGACCGACGACCUGUUAUGCUCGUCGCAUUGAUGACGGUCCUCAACGUGGUCUUUGAUGCCUACACUGAAUUCGCCCAAAUAUCAUAUUCCGUGGUCAUAUUGAAUAGGACAGCCAUAUGCAGCCAGUCCUACGCUUCAAGUUCAGAAAAAGAUGUCGUUACAAGAUUGGAAAUAGCCAGUAGUGCCUUUGCUGCAGUCGCUGCCAUCAUGACGCUCGCAAUCUUGUGGCGCAAGCUAUAUGUUGACCAUAGACCAGUGAUCGCUGAUCUCCUGUCUACAAGGAAUCCGUCGCUUGCAGCGCAGCUACUCAGAGACGGCACAAUCCAACUGACAGUACUACUACUACUGAACUUGCUAUUGACCGUAUUGACAUUCGUGAACUCCGUAAGAUGCUACAUAUAUCAUCGCAUAUUUGGAAUACUCACUCGUUCCCAUUCUGAUCUCUCGUGUCCUCCUCAACAUCCGAGCCGCAGCGCAGUCCACGCGCGGAGAACAAUUCCAAACACCCUCUUUCGUCCGGUCGCGGCGUGGAGUCCAAACACAAGACGACGUCGAAAACAUGUCGUUCGAAUUAAACGUCCUCAACAGCACCGAACAAGCCCCGCAGGGCGAUCGCUCUCACCCGCAAGAGUCUAUUGACCGUGAUGACAUUGUUGCUGUAUCGCGGAGCACGGUGAACGACGUUGUUACUGCCGGCGAUGCUCAACAGGAUGUGAACGAGGAAGAGGGGAUAAACGAAAUCGAGGAAGAGGUGCUGUCGGAUUGGGAGGAUGAUGUGUAAGGGGAGAGAAUUUGCUUGCGAUUCAAGUUUACCUUCUAUAAUUUGUUGCGUUCUUUUCGUCUCGGCUCCGCACAAUAUGGCCAUUGGCGUUUCAAGUUUCGUCGCAGGGCUUCACAGCCAACCUCAGCAGAUACAAUUGCAUUAUAGAUAGGCUCGUCUAAUAUGUUUCUUCUUUCACUGCUCCUCUCCAUGAUAUCUAUCAUCACUUUCCUGCGUG
Messenger RNA from Laetiporus sulphureus 93-53, 1481 nucleotides. RefSeq lists its product as uncharacterized. The record is from RefSeq and is a predicted model, not a curated record. The coding region runs from base 142 to 1122 and encodes 326 amino acids. The transcript has 13 exons. Lineage: Eukaryota; Fungi; Basidiomycota; Agaricomycetes; Polyporales; Laetiporaceae.